AUGGGUGUGAAUACAUAUUGGCGUCCCGUGGAGGAAUUGAGACGUUUGGGUGCUAUUCGCACCUUUCUUCUAAUUGUUGCAACAGGAGACCUGUGGAGUGGUUAUACGAAAAUGGAAAUCAUGAGGACAGCGCUGGAUGUAAGUCGCUUCGUUUUAAACAAACUCAACCGUGAGUAUAUGGAGACAGUUCGGGCAUUUUACAGAAAAGCUAAUUAA
This is a messenger RNA of Gongylonema pulchrum, 216 nucleotides long. The record is from the annotation of a GenBank genome assembly. Lineage: Eukaryota; Metazoa; Nematoda; Chromadorea; Rhabditida; Gongylonematidae.